AUGCUGGCCGCAAAUGCAACUAGAACUGAAAAAUUAAAACUAAUGGUAAUUAGAUCAUCUAUUAAUUCUAAUGCUUUAGUUUACUUAAAUUAUGAUGCUUUAUCUAUGAAAUUAGAAGGUGAAAAAUCAGAUAAAGAAGUCCAUACAAGCUCAUCUAAAACUAUAUAUAGAGGGCGUGACUGUCUAAGAUUAAUUGCUGAUAAUAUUAAUAAACAAAAAGAGCAAAAUUUUUCUCGUAGGCGUGGUCGCAAGCAUGAGCAUGGUCAUAGAUGUGGUCGUGAAUGUAGUCACGAAUAUGGUCACAGGCAUAGUCAUGAAUAUGAUUGCAAGUGUGGUUGUGGACAGAGGCAGGCUUCUCAAAAUAGCAAGGAAAAAACAGAGAUUCUCUUCCUAUUAUCAGAUACCGAAAUUGAUAAUACUAUUUUUGCCAUUCAAGAUUUGACAGAGUUAAAAAAGGAUGAUGUUGACGAAUUAAUUAUAGACUUAACAACAAAUCUGUCAGAUCUAACAAUCGAAUGCCAGUUAAAUAAAUUUAACAAGUUUGAAAAGAGUGAUGCAAAUGAUACUGAUGUUUUACUACCUAAAAUUUCUAUUUUUGAAGGUUUAGAUAGUCUAAAAAAUUUAUCAGUUUUUUUGAAUAGCAAGAAAGCCGUGAUUUCAAUGUAG
Racocetra fulgida is the source of this 666-nucleotide messenger RNA. The record is from the annotation of a GenBank genome assembly. NCBI's taxonomy places the organism in Eukaryota, Fungi, Glomeromycota, Glomeromycetes, Diversisporales, Gigasporaceae.